Molecule: messenger RNA, 4984 nt
Organism: Balaenoptera ricei (Rice's whale)
Lineage: Eukaryota; Metazoa; Chordata; Mammalia; Artiodactyla; Balaenopteridae
Gene: CNTN2
Product: contactin 2
Exons: 22
Coding region: 1-3123 (1040 amino acids)
Molecular function (GO): protein binding
Source: RefSeq, a predicted model, not a curated record
AUGGGGACGCCUACCAGGAGGAAAUCACACUUGCUAAUGCUGGCCGCUGUGGCCCUUGUCUCCACUCCAGCUUGGAGCUCAGCCUGGGGAUCCCCGGCCACCUUUGGGCCUGUCUUUGAAGACCAGCCCCUCGGUCUGCUAUUCCCAGAGGAGUCCACAGAGGAGAAGGUGACACUGGCAUGCCGUGCCCGGGCCAGCCCUCCGGCCACCUACAGGUGGAAGAUGAAUGGCACCGAGAUGAAGCUGGAGCCAGGCUCCCGCCACCAGCUGGUUGGGGGCAACCUGGUCAUCAUGAACCCCACCAAAGCCCAGGACGCCGGCGUCUACCAGUGCCUGGCCUCCAACCCAGUGGGCACCGUUGUCAGCAGGGAGGCUGUCCUCCGCUUUGGCUUCCUGCAGGAAUUCUCCAAGGAGGAGCGAGACCCAGUGAAAACCCACGAAGGUUGGGGUGUGAUGUUGCCCUGUAACCCACCCGCCCACUACCCAGGCUUGUCCUACCGCUGGCUCCUCAACGAGUUCCCCAACUUCAUCCCUACGGACGGGCGUCACUUCGUGUCCCAGACCACAGGGAACCUGUACAUUGCCCGGACCAAUGCCUCAGACUUGGGCAACUACUCCUGCCUGGCCACAAGCCACAUGGAUUUCUCCACCAAGAGCGUCUUCAGCAAGUUUGCUCAGCUCAACCUGGCUGCAGAAGACACCAGGCUCUUUGCCCCCAGCAUCAAGGCCCGGUUCCCAGCAGAGACCUAUGCACUGGUGGGGCAGCAGGUCACCCUGGAGUGCUUCGCCUUCGGGAACCCCGUCCCCAGGAUCAAGUGGCGCAAAGUGGAUGGUUCCUUGUCCCCACAGUGGGCCACAGCCGAGCCCACCCUGCAGAUCCCCAGCGUAGGCUUUGAGGACGAAGGCACCUACGAGUGUGAGGCGGAGAACUCCAAGGGCCGCGACACCGUCCAGGGCCGCAUCAUCGUGCAGGCUCAGCCCGAGUGGCUCAAGGUGAUCUCAGACAUGGAGGCUGACAUCGGUUCCAACCUGCACUGGGAAUGCGCAGCCGCCGGCAAGCCCCGGCCCACAGUGCGCUGGCUUCGGGAUGGGGAUCCUCUGGCCUCCCAGGCCCGGGUAGAAGUGCUGGCCGGGGACUUGCGAUUCUCCAAGCUGGGCCUAGAGGACUCAGGCAUGUACCAGUGUGUGGCGGAGAACAAGCACGGCACCAUCUACGCCAGUGCCGAGCUGGCCGUGCAAGCACUUGCCCCCGACUUUAGGCUGAAUCCUGUAAGGCGUCUGAUCCCCGCAGCCCGAGGGGGAGAGAUCGUUAUCCCCUGUCAGCCCAGGGCAGCUCCGAAGGCCGUGGUGCUCUGGAGCAAAGGCACUGAGAUUUUGGUCAACAGCAGCAGAGUGACUGUAACUCCGGAUGGCACCUUGAUCAUAAGAAACAUCAGUCGGUCAGAUGAAGGCAAAUAUACCUGCUUUGCUGAGAAUUUCAUGGGCAAAGCCAACAGCACGGGCAUCCUGUCUGUACGAGAUGCAACCAAGAUCACUCUAGCCCCCUCGAGUGCCGACAUCAACUCGGGAGAUAACCUGACCCUGCAGUGCCACGCCUCCCACGACCCCACCAUGGACCUCACCUUCAUCUGGACCCUGGACGACUUCCCCAUCGAUUUCGACAAGCCUGGGGGUCACUACCGAAGGGCCAGUGUGAAGGAGACGGUUGGGGAUCUGACCAUCCUGAACGCCCAGCUGCGCCACGGUGGGAAGUACACAUGCAUGGCCCAGACGGUGGUGGACAGUGCAUCUAAGGAGGCCACAGUCCUGGUCCGAGGUCCGCCAGGUCCCCCAGGAGGCGUGGUUGUGAGAGACAUCGGUGACACCACUGUCCAGCUCAGCUGGAGCCGUGGCUUUGACAACCACAGCCCCAUUGCCAAGUACACCCUGCAAGCUCGCACUCUACCUGCAGGGAAGUGGAAGCAGGUUCGGACCAAUCCCGCCAACAUCGAGGGCAACGCCGAGACCGCCCAGGUGCUGGGCCUCACGCCCUGGAUGGACUAUGAGUUCCGGGUCUCAGCCAGCAACAUCCUGGGCACUGGGGAGCCCAGUGGGCCCUCCAGCAAAAUCCGGACCAAGGAAGCAGCCCCUUCGGUGGCACCCUCAGGUCUCAGAGGAGGUGGUGGAGCCCCUGGAGAGCUCAUUGUCAACUGGACGCCCAUGUCCCGGGAGUACCAGAACGGAGACGGCUUCGGCUACCUGCUGUCCUUCCGCAGGCAGGGCAGCACUAGCUGGCAGACCGCGCGGGUGCCCGGCGCCGAUGCCCAGUACUUCGUCUACAGCAACGAGAGCGUCCGGCCUUACACGCCCUUUGAGGUCAAGAUCCGCAGCUACAACCACCGCGGGGAUGGGCCUGAGAGCCUCACCGCGAUCGUGUACUCGGCUGAGGAAGAGCCCAGGGUGGCCCCUACCAAGGUCUGGGCCAAAGGGGUCUCAUCCUCAGAGAUGAACGUGACCUGGGAACCGGUGCGGCAGGACAUGAAUGGUAUCCUCCUGGGGUACGAGAUCCGCUACUGGAAAGCCGGGGACAAAGAAGCAGCUGCUGACCGAGUGAGGACAGCAGGGCUAGACACCAGUGCCCUAGUCACCGGCCUACACUACAACACCAAGUACCACGUGACUGUGCGGGCCUACAACCGGGCCGGCACUGGGCCGGCCAGCCCUUCCGCCAAUGCCACGACCGUGAAGCCCCCUCCACGGCGACCCCCUGGCAACAUCUCCUGGACUUUCUCAAGCUCCAGUCUUAGUAUUAAGUGGGACCCUGUGGUCCCGCUCCGAAAUGAGUCUGCAGUCACAGGCUAUAAGAUGCUGUACCAGAACGACUUACACCCGACUCCCACGCUCCACCUCACCAGCAAGAAUUGGAUAGAAAUUGCGGUUCCUGAAGACAUUGGCCAUGCCCUGGUGCAGAUUCGGACCACAGGGCCAGGGGGGGACGGGGUCCCGGCAGAAGUCCACAUCGUGAGGAAUGGAGGCACAAGCAUGAUGGUGGAGAACUCGGCAGGCUGUCCAGUCCCACAUCCUGGCACCGUCCUUUGUCACUCCGUGGCGACGCUGAUCCUCAUAGGCUACCUGGAGCUCUGAUCUCGGCACCCCUCCCUCUCCGCCACAGCUGGACACCCACCUCCGUUGGACACAGCCAGCUGGCCCCAGUCCCUUCCCAAUGCCAAGGUGGCCCAACACUGUGCCUGAGAAUGACUGGUUUUAAAUACCUACUUUAAACAGUGCCCUUUUCGUAGGAGGUAGGAUAUUUCAUAUUCUGCCACAGGAUAGAACCCAUGCGAGGAUUUUUUUUCUUUAAAUCAAGAGGCACCAGACAGUAAGUUCCAUGAUGAUACUGAACCCUAUGCCUGGGCCCUCUAGGGUGCCUGGAUGGAAGGAAGACCUACAGGAAGAAGGGGGUUUAAACAUGUAUCUGCGCAUCAGCGGAGAUAGCACUCUGGGGCCGCAUAUGGACUCUGCUCCAGAGAGCGGAGUCCUAAGCCCGGGAACACUGGACAGGAACAGGACAAAGCUUACACAGCAGCAUCUCUCAGUCUAAGGAGAGGCCCAAACCUGGGGGCCAGGGACUCUCCUACUUUCUCCUCUUACAGGACAGCACGGCUGGACCCUGACAUUGUCCUGGAUAACUCCCUGGAGGCCCCUGCCACCUGCCUAGAUGGCUGAGAACCAGUGCUCUGGUGUCUGAGGCCGGGAGCCUGAGCCCCUGCAGCUCUGGGGGGCGACGCUCCCGACUGCUGGGUGGGAGCUAAGAAGGGUUGAGAAGCUGAGACUCCUGGUGGAAAGGGGCACCAGACUUGGCCUGAGGCACAGUCACAAUCCAGGUGACCUUGCCCGCUUAGCCAAUACUGCCAACCCGACCCUGUCACCCCAGAGUGACAGAAGCCACUACAGGUGGCUGGGUGACUAAAGGGCUUGUCUUGGGCAGGUCCCCCACCGCACCAAGCCCCAGCCUGCACGGUCCCUCCCGGGUUUGGGUAGGAGGCAGGAGUGCCUCCACCGUCCUCCUCCAGCAGAAUGCAGCUGUAAUUCUGUGUGUCUGGAGUCAGGAGUCUUCUGAGAAGGGCAAAGGAUAAAUGCGGCCCUACCUGCUCGCAGGAAUGCCCUGGGCCACCUGGCAACCCGUCCCCCAGGCUGCCUCGGAUGCUCUUUUGCACUCCCCCAGAAGACAAAGGGGUAAAUAAAUGGGACAUCUUAGCUUGCGCUCUGGGUGUAUUACCAGUCACAGCACGUCAGAGCUGGAAGAGGCUUUAGACCUCACUGGGCCCAAGCCCCCACUCUACAGGUGAGGUAACGGAGUUGGAAGGGGCAGGGCCUUCCUCAGGUCACACAGCCUGUCAGUGAUGGGGCUGGGAUAACACUCUUCCCCCACCUUCCUGUCCCAGGCUCUUUGUCUAUCCAGAGGACGGGGGCAGUGCUGAAUGGCUAUGACCUGGUUAAGAAGGUGGUUAAGAAGGGCAGUGGGCUAUGAAAAUUCUGCUUCAAGAGGUUCAGGUGGGUGAUGGUGGGGUGAUCAGCAUGGCUGGGUCCCAACCCAAGGCGUAUGCAGACUACAGGAGACCCAGUCUUUCUUUGCCUUCUGAGCCCAGCUUCUGCUGGGACCUCAAUAUGCAGUGCUGGCUUGAAGCCCCCUGCUCCCCUUGCCCUUGCUCCAAGAAAAGAGGCCAAAGCAAGGACAGGAAUUCUCCAAAUCCAGGCAGCAGUGGUGGCACAACCAGGAAAUUCCAAAGCCUAUAUGUUGUGACAGGUGGCCCUUCACAUAUAGGAGCAGCGGGACAGGCAUCUUGUAGGGCACAGGCCCCCUGAGCCUGGUUUCUGUAGUUUACAGUUAGAGCUCUAUUUUGUUAUGGUUUUUAAAUUUUUUAAGUCCUGCUCUAUUUUCCUGGGCAGGUUUAUGUUGGUGUUUACCCACUACAAUUUUUUAAAAAUGUAAGCUCACAUGCCU